ACCGACUACUCUGCUCAUCUCUCAGGUUUUAAGAAGAUGAAGGCUCCCCCUUCGUCGCAGGCGGCUGAGGCUCCAACCGUCGUCUAUUGGGACAUCGACAGGUGUCCAGUUCCCAGUGGCUUUGACGCUGGUCAGGUGGGUCCGUGUAUUGAACGGUUCUUGAGGAAUUUAGGCUACUCUGGUCCUCUCAUCAUCACUGCCGUUGGCAUACUAACAGACGUCCCUGAAGACGUUCUUCGAAAGGUCUCUUCUACCGGAAUUUUUCUUCAUCACGGCGCCUACAGUUUCAGAGACAUGGACAUGGUUUUGUAUGGUGUGACUAAUCAUGUUGAACUUCCAGCUAAUGUAAUGGUCAUAUCCACUCCGCCAAGCUACACUGAUACGCUUUCCCUUCUAGAUGAAUGGGGGUUCAACGUUAUUUACCCCUUUUCAUAUGAUUUUCGUCAAUAUCCCUCCUCCAUUAAUUCCCUCUGGAGCAACUUUCUAAGGGCAGGUGUGUGUUUGUCCUCAGAUUCAGGGCCACCACUUGAAUGCAGUAACACGGGUCAAUGGGUUUGCAUUGUGUGCAAUGGCCUUGAUGGCCUAGGCGCUGAAAGUUUGAUCAGGCAUCUCUCUUCUCGAGAACAUGCAUGUGAGCUAUGGGAAUGGUUACCACCCUGUGGGUGUAGUAAACUGCCCUUGGAUUCCACUAUUGAGACUCCCCGUUAUAGUCGUUCUAGUCUUCGGGCCACCAUGGACAUGGAUGAUUCGGACAUGGAUGAUUCGGACAUGAUCCACAAGCAACCAAAGCGUAUAUGGUCCAUGGUGUUGAAGAAACUGAGGACUUGAAGAAGAAGAAUAAGAAGAGUACAUGGUCCGUGGCAUUGUUCUCCUCUAAGGCAUUUCGUAUGGUGAAUGGUUUGGUUAACUUAUUUAAGUCUUGUAUCAGACGUAUGUUUCAAAAUUCAAAUGAUCAAUAAUGUCAUAAGGAUGUU
Molecule: messenger RNA, 974 nt
Organism: Arabidopsis arenosa
Lineage: Eukaryota; Viridiplantae; Streptophyta; Magnoliopsida; Brassicales; Brassicaceae
Source: the annotation of a GenBank genome assembly